Galeopterus variegatus (Sunda flying lemur) is the source of this 915-nucleotide messenger RNA. Its product is annotated as olfactory receptor 4F15-like. The transcript has a single exon. The coding region runs from base 1 to 915 and encodes 304 amino acids. The record is from RefSeq and is a predicted model, not a curated record. Lineage: Eukaryota; Metazoa; Chordata; Mammalia; Dermoptera; Cynocephalidae. Gene Ontology annotation, molecular function: olfactory receptor activity; G protein-coupled receptor activity. Gene Ontology annotation, biological process: G protein-coupled receptor signaling pathway. Gene Ontology annotation, cellular component: membrane.
AUGGGUGGACUAAAUGACUCUGUGGUCACUGAGCUUGUUUUACUGGCCCUUUCUUGUUCUAGAGAGAAAAAAUUUGUUCUCAUCGUUACAUGUUCCUUGCUCUAUUUAGGGAUCAUCAUGGGAAACCUUGUCAUUGUGUUUUUGGUAAUUGCUGAUUCUCACUUACAGUCACCUAUGUACUUCCUGCUGGCCAACCUAUCCCUCAUUGACGUGGGCCUUUCCUCUACCGUGAUCCCCAAGAUAAUCACAGAUCUUUUAAAUGAAUACAAUGUAAUUUCUUUCCAAAAUUGUAUGACACAGAUAUGUCUUAUCCAUAUCAUGGGAGGAAUAGAAAUGGUGCUACUCAUAGCCAUGGCAUUUGACAGGUGUAUGGCAAUCUGUAAGCCUCUUCAUUACUUUAAAAUCAUGAACCCUAAAAUAUGUGUUUCAUUUGUAAUUACUGGCUGGGUAACUGGGGUGAUCCAUGCUAUGGCUCAAUUUGCUUUUGUUAUAAACUUACCUUUCUGUGGGCCUAAUAAAGUAGAUAGCUUUUAUUGUGACUUUCCCAAGAUCAUCAAACUUGCAUGCACAGAUAGAGCCAAGUAUGAGUUUAUUGUUACUGCCAACAGUGGCUUUAUGACCAUGGGCACUUUCAUUCUGCUAAUUCUUUCCUAUGCCUUCAUUUUGAUCACUGUCUGGAAAUGUUCUACAGGAGACUUAUCCAAGGCAUUUGUCACUUUAUCAGCUCACAUCACUGUGGUUUUUUUGUUCUUCACUCCAUGCAUAGUUAUCUAUGUAUGGCCUUCUCCCCCACCAUCACUUGAUAAAAAUCUGUUCAUUGUUGACUUUGCUAUUACCCCUGUCUUGAAUCCUGUCAUCUAUACAUUAAGGAACAAAGACAUAAGGGUAGCAAUAAAAAGAUUGCACAAAAAGUGA